Sebastes umbrosus (honeycomb rockfish) is the source of this 782-nucleotide messenger RNA. RefSeq names its product perforin-1-like. The coding region runs from base 313 to 750 and encodes 145 amino acids. The transcript is spliced from 2 exons. Lineage: Eukaryota; Metazoa; Chordata; Actinopteri; Perciformes; Sebastidae. The record is from RefSeq and is a predicted model, not a curated record.
GUUCAAGCUUUUACAUUUCAGUUUCAAUAUCAUGCACCUGCACAGGUUCAACUUCUGCUUACUAUAUCAUUAAAACCUUUAUUAAAAUAUAUUGUCAAAAAUGUUGCAAAUUAAUAGAGGGAUAGACAAAGAUACAUCACAUAGUAGCUGUAAAAUGUAGACACUACGACCCUUUUUAUCUAUAAAACACCUUGAUCAUCUUAUCGUCUGACAUUCUCAUCCCUGUACAGUGUCAGGGAACAGAAAUAAUCACAAAUGUGUUUAAAAAUUGCAGUUAUUGUUAACUUUAUUGAGCUGAAAUGAUGCUCACUGAUGUCCUUUUCUACUCUCUUUGUCUCUCUGAAUUAUUUCAGUGUCUCUUUGACUCCAGCCAUGCUCUCUUUUUCAACCCCACCCCUUCUCUACCUGAGUCUCCUGCUCUUUCUGUCGUCCCCUGUCCUCUCCUGUUGGACUGCGAACUACAGCCAGUGUCGGUCCGCUCCCUUUGUACCGGGCCACAACCUGGCUGGGGAGGGCUUUGACGUGGUCACCCUGAAGCGUAAAGGAUCCUACGUGGUCGACGUGAGGACCUACCUGACACCAAAUGGCACCUGUACGCUCUGCUCCAACCCUCUUCAAGGCAACAGGCCACAGAAACUGCCAGUCUCUGCGGUGGACUGGCGCGCACUCAGCCGCUGCAGCACUUAUCUCCACGGCAGUCUACACACCUCCGUCAGGUAUUCUGUGAUAUGGAGUCAUAAUCACUCAUAGUGUUGUAACUAGGGCUGUCAAUCGAUUCAAAU